AUGAUGCAUCGAAGCAUUUUUGAUAAACUAAAAGAAGGCCCUCUCAAGGUAUCAAUAAUUGGAUGCGGAAACUGGGCUAGCGCUAUAUGCAAAAUUGUUGGGACUAAUGCAAAAAAUAAUUAUAUACUUGAUAAUGAAGUAAAAAUGUGGUGUAGAGAUGAAAAAAUAAAUAAUGAAAGCAUAGUAAAUAUUAUGAAUAAAACACAUGAAAAUAUAAAAUAUUUAAAAGGUAUAUCAUUACCACAUAAUGUUGUUGCAAAUUCAGAUUUAUCUUAUGUUAUAAAUAAUUCUGAUUUGUUAAUAUUUACUACUCCAUCACAAUAUUUAGAAGGCCUAUUAAGUUUAAUAAAAGAAAACAAAUCAAUUAAAAUAGCAAAACAUGUAAAAGCAAUAUCACUCACUAAAGGGUUUAUAUUCAAAAAUGAUAAAAUAAUUCUUUGUUCAAAUUUAAUUUCUAAUGCCUUAGAUAUUCCAUGUUGUGCCUUAUCAGGUGCAAAUAUAGCUAUGGAUAUUGCUUUGGAGCGUUUUUCUGAAGCUACAAUAGGAGGGAAAGAUAAAGAAGGAUUAUUAAUUUGGCAAAGAGUAUUUGAUAUUCCUUAUUUCAAAAUUAACUGUGUUAACGAAAGUGUCGAAGUUGAAUUAUUUGGAGCCAUAAAAAAUGUCAUAGUAAUGGCUGUAGGUUUUUGUGACGGAUUAGAAAUUUGUACAAAUUCUAAAUCUGCAAUUAUCAGAAUUGGAAUUAAUGAAACUAUUUUAUUUGGAAAAACAUUUUUUGAAAAAUUUAACGAAAAUAUAAUUUUUGAAAGUUGUGGAUUUGCAGAUAUUAUAACAUCCUUCUUAGCAGGAAGAAAUGCCAGAUGCGCUGCCGAAUUUGUAAAAAGUAAUCCCAAAAAAUCAUGGGAACAAUUGGAAGUUGAACUAUUGAAUGGCCAAAAGUUACAGGGAAUUAUCACCUUAAAAUAUGCUUAUGCUAUGAUUAAGAAGAAAGAAUUAACCGAGAAAUUCCCACUCAUUACUAUUCUUUAUCAAAUUUCUUUUGAAAAUAAAGAGCCAUCAGAAUUAAUAAAAGCAUUUAUGACGAGUACAAUUUCGCCAAUAAACUAUUAA
Plasmodium berghei ANKA is the source of this 1107-nucleotide messenger RNA. RefSeq names its product glycerol-3-phosphate dehydrogenase [NAD(+)], putative. The coding region runs from base 1 to 1107 and encodes 368 amino acids. Lineage: Eukaryota; Apicomplexa; Aconoidasida; Haemosporida; Plasmodiidae. The record is from RefSeq and is a predicted model, not a curated record. Gene Ontology annotation, cellular component: cytosol; glycerol-3-phosphate dehydrogenase (FAD) complex. Gene Ontology annotation, molecular function: NAD binding; protein homodimerization activity; glycerol-3-phosphate dehydrogenase [NAD(P)+] activity. The transcript has 5 exons. Gene Ontology annotation, biological process: carbohydrate metabolic process; glycerol-3-phosphate catabolic process.